Ornithodoros turicata is the source of this 1594-nucleotide messenger RNA. RefSeq names its product regulator of microtubule dynamics protein 1-like. Bases 182 to 1345 code for a protein of 387 amino acids. The transcript has 9 exons. The record is from RefSeq and is a predicted model, not a curated record. Lineage: Eukaryota; Metazoa; Arthropoda; Arachnida; Ixodida; Argasidae. Gene Ontology annotation, molecular function: microtubule binding. Gene Ontology annotation, cellular component: mitochondrion; mitotic spindle pole; cytoplasm.
UCAGUGCUUCUCCCUCUCUGCCGCGCGGUGGCGCAGCGAACCAGGAAAACAAAAUUUUGUAGGACCAUGAACUUGAUAAUCCUAUGUCAGGCACGAUGCUGAGGAGCUCGUUGUUGACGGAAAAAACAUCGGAAAAGGUCUAACAUUCAUACGUGGCUCUACGAGGAUACAAUUAAGCACGAUGGACGGGCUAAUGCGCGACAAACUGACAAUGAUCGCGGCUCUUGGCACGGGUGUUGUGGUGGGCAUCAGCGGGAUCUAUCUGUACUACAAGCUCAACAGAAGCGUGACGAGGGAACUGACAAACUUGGCUGGUACGAUCGCGGAUCUUCGAAGGGAAAUCGAGCUGCUCAAGUCUUCGGAGGAGCCACGUUCGUCGUCAUCGUCAACUACAGUUUGGAAAAAAGGCGCAGCUAAAAAAGUCGCCGUUAAUGGCAGUAUUCGAAAGCAGGAAGCCCAGGAAUUGACAGCUCAACCUUCCAGCAGCAGCUUGGAUGAUGACAGCGAAGAGUACUUUGACUUCACAGACGUGGAGGAUAUCGAAAACUCCUGGACUGGUCUCAAGACUAAGGAGGAUGUACAAACAGACGUAGCCGCGGAUGGCACUGGUGACCAGGUGCGACCCAAAGUUGAGGAUAAAUGGCUCGACUUGGUAGACAGUAAGCUCGAUGAACCGGGAGACAAGGAAGACCUCUACAGUAGUAUGAAAAUGAAGCAGCAGGAGUACGGCAACAAUGCCGACUACCUGUGGAGGAUGGCAAAGGUAACUCACCUCUGCGGAAUCACAGCGCAAAAGAACGGACAGAUUUCGCAGAAGAAGGAACUGGCCUUUGAAGCUUUCGGCUACGCAAAGGAUGCACUAGCAGCUGACGACAAAAACCCUGAAGUUCACAAGUGGUACGCGAUCACUAUCGGGUCGCUGUCGGAGUUCAUCGGAGUCCAGGAGAAGAUACGCAACGGCUACGAGUUCAAGGAACACGUAGACACUGCUGUUAGGCUCAAGCCCUCAGAUCCUACGCUGCACCAUAUGCUCGGCCGAUGGUGCUUUGAGGUGGCAACUCUGACGUGGAUUGAAAGGAAGCUGGCUUCUACUUUGUACUCCGCUCCCCCUCAGUCCACGAUGCAGGAAGCACGAGCCCAUCUCUUCAAUGCUGACAAACUGAAGAACAACUGGAAAGAGAAUAUGCUGUUUAUUGCAAAGACAUAUGUGUGCGAGGGCAACUACAGCCCUGCCAUAUCUUGGGUCGAUCGUGCUCUGGCUGUCCCACUCAAAGGAGAAGGGGAUGAAGUGGCACAAAGGGAGUUGGUGACGCUGAUGCAACAGUACCAGCGUUACCGUUCCUGAUCCACGUUGCACCACUGGUUAAGGCAUAAUGCGGUUGUGGCAGUUUUAGAUUGGCGAAGGGGAUGUAUUUAUUUAUUACGCCGUAGGCCUGCAUAGUGUAGUGUUGAGAAUCAAUGACUACUCGGACUACUACAUUCCGCGGGUGCUGAAAUCUUUCUUCAUGAUCGAUGUUGUCUGAGAAUGCUGUAACGUGAUCUUUUUAUUAGUGUUAUCAAAGCAGAACAAGGUUUUGGUUAACUCCUAAAGAAA